Eimeria mitis is the source of this 1311-nucleotide messenger RNA. RefSeq lists its product as uncharacterized. The record is from RefSeq and is a predicted model, not a curated record. Gene Ontology annotation, molecular function: metal ion binding. Lineage: Eukaryota; Apicomplexa; Conoidasida; Eucoccidiorida; Eimeriidae.
AUGGGUACCCCAGGGAUGGGUGGUCUUGACUGGCAGCAGCAGCAGCAGCAACAGCACCAACAACAGCAGCAGCAGAUGCAGAUGCAAAUGGGAUACGGGUGGGGCCCCACAGGGGCCCCCUUCGCUCCGCCCGUGCAUCAGCACCCGCAACUGAGGGCCCCCGAGGGUUUCUACAGUGCCCAAGGGCCAACAGUGAGGGUGAAGCGGGGGCCCCCCGAGGGGCCCCAAGGCAGCCCGUACGCACCACAGGGGUCCCCGCAUGGGUACGGCACUCAGGGGCCCCCGAACUAUUACCCACAGGGGCCCCCUGGUGCGGGUUGGCAGCAACAGCAACCACCCCCGCCGCAGCAGCAGCAACAGUACGGACCCAACAUGUGGGUCCCCCCCGGGAGAGGUGAGGGGUUUCUCUCCGCUGGAUGGCAGCAGUCGGCGCCCUACGGGGGCCCCCGGCCCCCGGGAGAGCACCCACACCACGCGCAGCAACCACCGCCGCAGCUGCAGCAAGCGCAGCAGCCGCGAGCAAUAGAAUCCCCAGGGGCCGCGGGGGUCCCUCCUCCCCCUGGUGAGAGCCCCGGUUCGGGGGGCCCCCUGGGCUCAUCCAGCCAAGGCUCCCCGCACCCAGCUGAAGUUGCUUCGGGGGCCCCAGGUCCUGGGGGCCCCCCUCCUCGCGCCUGCAAGGAGUUUUUGAUGGGGGGCCGGUGCUCGCGGGGCCCCGCCUGCCUCGAUCUGCAUAUUCCCCCGCAGGCAUACCACAAGUUCAACCCGCACACGCUGCUGCUGCUGGGGGCCUUCAUGUCGGAGGCCCCCGAGCUGCGUCGGCAGUUUGCUGCGGAUGGGGGAAUCAAGCAGCAGCAGCAGCAACAGCAGCAGCAGCAGCAAGAGCAGCAGAGGAUAUUCGAUCAGCAACAGCAACAAACACGAGAUAUGCAGAGGCAUCCGAUGCUUGCCGGGGGCCCUCCCCAGUCUGGGUUAAGGGGAGGAGUGGUGGGGGCCCCCCCUCCCAACCCUCCAAUGGGGCCCCCUGGUGCCCAUCCUGUAUAUGGGGGCCCCCCUUUCGUGUCUCCCCACCGGCCUGCAGCUGCUCCUAUGGUUCGCAGCUACCCAGCUGUACAGGGAGAUGGGGGCCGAGACAUGCAGCAGUACACACCAGUAUAUGGGGCCCCGAUGCAAGAAGGGGGGGGCUCCCCGUUCAGGCCCCCACCCGCUUCUUGGGCCCCCCCCUCCCCCCUUCCGGCAUCAAGGCAUGGCGCCACCGGGGGCCCCUGUCGGUCCUGGGGCCCCUGGGGGUGCAGUGACCCCUGCUACGCUUAA